Salmo salar (Atlantic salmon) is the source of this 3079-nucleotide messenger RNA. Its product is annotated as coiled-coil domain-containing protein 3. Gene Ontology annotation, cellular component: extracellular region. The record is from RefSeq and is a predicted model, not a curated record. NCBI's taxonomy places the organism in Eukaryota, Metazoa, Chordata, Actinopteri, Salmoniformes, Salmonidae. Gene Ontology annotation, biological process: negative regulation of gene expression.
UGACGUCAUGGACUGCAAUUCCAGCGGGUUUUCCCUUAAGGAGUGACCUUGCACUUUUGGGAAAGGAGUGACAUUUGCCUGGUAAACCCAUUACAUAUGAGAUCAGAAAGCCGACUACUCAAUCAUUUAUUUAACAAUUUCAUUGGAGAAUUGAGAAUUUAUUCAGCCUAUAUUGCGGACUAUUUUCACAUCAAUCUAAUCAAAUAGGAAAGCCUUUUGCCUAAUUUCCCCACCAUCCGCCUACUGUACUAUGGCACUGUAUCAAAAUAAAAACAUAGAAACUGAGUAGUAAAAUGAGUGUAUGACUAUGAAGGAUGAGAGGCUAUAUGGGCACUUAAGAAUGAACAAUACAGUGGGGUAUAAUUGGCUUGCCUUGGACCACAAACCAAUGUUGGUUUGCAGGUCAUUCAAAUGUCCACUAGAUGGCAGCAUUCACUUGGAGAAAAAAGUGCAUGGAAUAUCCCUGCAGCAAAGUAGGCUCUCGUCUCGUGUAGGCAGUUGUUCAGCCAUAUGAAAUGUAAGUCAGAGGAGGCUGGUGGGAGGCGCUAUAGGAGGACGAGCUCAUUGUAUGGCUGGAAGGGAAUCAAUGGAACGUAUCAAACGUAUGGAAACCACAUGUUUGACUCCGUUCAAUAAAUUCCAUUCCAGCCAUUUCAAUGAGCCCGUCCUAUAGCUCCUCCCACCAGAAUACUCUGGGUAUGUAUGUAUCGCCAUAGGAUAUUAAAAACUAGGCCUACAUUAUAUCAUGGGCUAUUUAUUAACAAUCACAUAUUAUCGUACUAAUAAAUGCUUACACAUAUUUGGACAAGCAAGCAUGCCCACUGCUCCUUAACAAAGACUUUAUAAUGCACAAUAUAGACAAGACUACAUUCAUUGGUCCCAUGUGGCUCAGUUGGUAGAGCAUGGUGUUUGCAACGCCAGGGUUGUGGGUGCGAUUCCCACGGGGGACCAGUACGAAAAAAAACAAAUGUUAUGAAAUGUAUGCAUUCACUACUGUGAGCCGCUCUGGAUAAGAGCGUCUGCUAAAUUACUAAACUGAAAAUGUAAUUUGAUUUGCCUAAGAAAGCACACAAUGCUUGACGUGUCAAAAAAAUAAAUAAGCAACAUCAACAAAAGUAACAGAAUGCGAGGUUUGCGCGCAUGCCUGCAUUCCUCCAAAAUAUUUCUGUAAUAAGCCUAUUAAAACGUUUUUGUAGUAAAACAGGGACGGUUCAAUGAUUGGCUGUGUAAACUUUGGUGCAGUCUCAUUGGUCGGAGAGAUCUUUGAGAAUGAAGGUGCUUUGAGGAGCCUUCUGGAAUGUCUUUGAAUGGGACUGGACUUGCGCUGCAUCGGGCUCAAAAAAUGCGCAUUUAAACACUGGGUCAUAACAUUGGAUUAUCUGUCUGUGGAUAUACUUGAAGCUCUCUGUCUUUAACGGAAUGACAAACCGACUCCAAUGCUCAAAUGGACUCAGAUUAAACGCUGGGAGCAGGUCUGUUUCUCUCUGUGUGUGAUCUGUCAAAUAGUUUUCAUCCAACUUUUUACUGGAACCAACUAAAUUUUAACGGACUAUAAUUCAACUGUACGAUCACAGCGCCGUUAUUAUAUGCCCCUAUCACUGGAUAUAAAGGAACUUUUAUUGUACACAUUUUUGGGGGAUUUAUUUGCAUAUUUUUUUUUAUCGGAUUUGUGCCAGAGAGGAGAAACGAAUAACAGGAGUACCCAAAGUGAAAGACAGGAAUUAUGUGCACACCAGACAUGACGACCUUUGCCCCCUUGCUUCUCGCUCUUGGCUACAUGGCGAGCGUUGCGUACGGGUGCCAACUGCCCACCGAGUGGCGUCCACUGAGUGAGAGCUGCCGUGCGGAACUGGCGGAGAUCAUUGUGUAUGCCAAGGUGUUGGCAAUUCACCGGGAGGAGUAUGGCGGGGCAGAGGGCAUCUACAACUCUCUGUAUGGUUAUGAGGGCGCAGAGGAAGGGUUACUCUACUCUGCAGAGGUGGAGCUCAUGUGUGACCAGGCUUGGGGCAGCAUGCUGGAGGUGCCGGCGGGCUCGCGCCUCAACCUGACAGGGCUGGGGUACCUGUCAUGCCAGUCUCACACCGUGAUGGAGAACUACUCCUAUAUCUUCUUCCUCCGGAUGGAUGAGAACUACAACAUCCUGCCCCACGGGGUCAACUUCCAGGACGCUAUCUUCCCAGACACCGUAGAGAACCGCCGUACGUUCUCCAGCCUGUUCCAGUUCUCCAACUGCUCCCACGGCCAACCCCUCCAGACCUUCUCCCCAGAGUGGGACCCCCAGGAGGACAGCAGGCUCCUGUGCUCCUCGGUGCAGGGGGCUCUGUUCGAGGAGGAGGAGAAGAGCAGGAAGCAGCAGGAGCGCCUGGGCCAGCUGGAGAGGAGGAACAGGCAGCUGAAGGAGCGCGUCCGGAAGGUGAAGCGCUCCCUCCGGAACGCCAGGAAGAGCCAGCGCCGGGCGGAGCAGGAGAGGCAAGGGCUGGAGGAGAGGCUGAGGUCAGCGGAGAGACGGGCUGGGCACCACCUCAAUACAAUCACACAGGAGGCUACGCCCAACAGAUACCAGGAGGCUGUGUUACACCACACGCCACACACACCGCUUUAGUCUCAGGACUGGAUGUUGUUAAAGACUGCUGGGCAGUCUCUCUAAUUCCUGUUGUUCACAGGCACGCACGCAUGCAUCCACACACACACAAUACUCAUUUAGUGACAUAUUCAGCCAUAUAUACUGUAGUUCCUACACACAUUACAUAGAGAGGGCAUCCAGUAGCCCUCGGAUAGCAGAGGGAAUUUGUAUUAGUGAAUGACUCGAGAGAAUGAGAGGGAGAGAGAUAGUGUAUAGCUCCUAUUAAUAAACAGCACUGUCAUACAGCUGAUGGAUAGACAGAUGAAAUUAACUUAGAAUGAGUAUAUGAUGAGUGAAUGAAGAAAGUGAGGUUACUUUCUGGUAGGUGUGUCUGUGGGCAUUUGUUCCAUGUGUCCUAGUGUCAACACCACCAAAGAGAAUGACCAUGAGGCAUUGGGAUUAUUAUAUAUGAAUGUAUUACUGAAGCUGCAUAUAAACUCUAAUCAUGAUUACUAA